GGCGGCGGCGGCGGCGGCAGCGACGCGGUGGCGGGCCGCGGACGGGCGGCGUGAGGAGCGGCGGCGGAGAGCGGAGCCGCCGGGAACCGAGGGCGCCGGGCCGCCCCCUGCCCAGUCCUUGCAGGCCGCCAGGCCCCCUCCAGCUGGGGCCGUGGAGCACCGGGGCAAAGGCCGGGGGCCCCCCAUGAAGGAGCGCGACGCGGCCCCGGCCGAGCGGGGCAAGCCGGCCACCUACACCGGGGACAAGAAGGCGAAGAUGGCGGCCAAGACCAACAAGAAGUGGGUCCGGCUCGCCACCGUGUUCGCCUACGUGCUCUCGGUGUCUCUGGCCGCCAUCGUGCUCGCCGUCUACUACAGCCUCAUCUGGCAGCCGGUCGGCGCCGGGACCUCGGGGGGAGCCGCCGGGCUGCACCCGGGCGGUUCCAACGCCACCGGCCCGUCCGGGACUUCGGGGGCGGCGGCGGGGCCCAACGCCACGGGGUCGUCCCGCCGCGAGGCGCCGCGCGACGCACCCCCGCUGCAGGCGGUGCGACCCGCGCCUCCGGAGCCCUCUGCCGACAGCCCCCCGGCCGGGCCACUAGAGCGGCCGCAGGGGCCGGACGCCGACGAGGAGGAAGCGGCGGCGGCGCCCGGGAGCCGCUGAGCCCCCUCUGCUCCCCCGAGCUGGGGGCGGCCGGGUACCAUCCUCCCCAGCCCCAGAGACAGGACUUUGCAGCGGGACGGGCCGGGGACCUCGCGGGAGUGACCCCCACAAGAGUGAACGCCCCUUCCACGACCGCCGGCUCGCCCCGGAAGCGGAUGACCCCCAGCCCGAUCUUCAGUCAAGGGACUGCGAUUUGCUGGGGGUCUCGGGGGUUUGGUCUUCCCCGGACUGUGAUGCGCUAGGGCCCUGAGCCCUAAGGGAGAUGGGGGGAGGGGUGGGGAGAUCCCUUCUGCUUUGCUCGCUCUUGUGUAGCUUACAUGCAGGGGUGACUCGGGCUUUCCCCCAAGACUCAGAGGAAGGAGGGAGCUGUAGGGGCUCUUUUUUAAAUAAGCUGAAGCUCUCGCAAGGAGGAAGGCACCAAAAGUAGUGGAGCUCAGGAGACCAUCUGGAGUCCACUCCCCUGCCCGCAUCCUGACCCCUGCAUCCUGGACUGUUUAAAUCCACCUUGGGAUGGAUCAGAGAGUCCAGAGAAACCACUUGUAGGUCCACCUGCUGGCCUCCUGACUCUCUAAAGCCUUCACUGGAAUUGAGACAUUAACUCCAGCUCUGGCUGUGAAAAUGACCAGAGACAUUAUUUAUAAUUCAGCCAUUUAAGAUAUACCUGUACUCAAAAAGUCCUGUAUAUUUUUUAAAAGUUUUAUUUUUCAGGUGAACACAAAUACAAGAACUCUGUCUAA
This is a messenger RNA of Choloepus didactylus (southern two-toed sloth), 1380 nucleotides long. RefSeq names its product InaF motif containing 2 (gene INAFM2). Bases 185 to 643 code for a protein of 152 amino acids. The transcript has 2 exons. Lineage: Eukaryota; Metazoa; Chordata; Mammalia; Pilosa; Megalonychidae. The record is from RefSeq and is a predicted model, not a curated record.